AAUCGCCCUUCCCUUGUCUUUGUUUCGCCACCAAUGGAUUGGCAAUGGAAAGUCAGGCUGAUUGCUGCCGCCAGUCUCGCUAGCAUUGCCGUGCUAAUCGCGCGUCGCCAUCGCCAACGCCGCCGCGCCCAGCGCGAGGCAAACGCGCGUGCAGUCCUGAGCCACAUGGCUGCAGUUGAGCAGCAGCGCCUGGCGGACGACAACGUCGACCAGCCGCCCCAACGCGUGGCAGAUCAUCAAGCCACGCAAGAACUCCGCUCUGCGUUUGCCGCCACGGCCGCGCUCGCCGAGUCCGCCGGCCAGCUCGAUGGCGCUGAGAAGAGCAUUGCCGACCGCAUUGUUGCUGCAGCAUCUGCUGCUGGCGGGCAGGUCGCGGACGGAGCAAGUGCCAUUCCCAACAACAGCAACAGCAACAGCUCGCCGACAUUGCCUUCUUCGGCCUGGUCGCUGCUUCGAGUCGAUCUGGUUGCGCCAGACCCGGCGAUCGGGCGUCCUGUCGCAGUCACGGGCAACUGGGCCAUGCUCGGAUGUGCUGCUGCGUUUGGAAAGGCUCCCCUCUAUUUCCUGCAAGAAUGCCAACAACGGCUCGGCGACGUCUUUACGCUCAAUCUCGCUGGAAGGCGGAUGACCAUGAUCGCGGAUCCCAAGUACUUUGAAGACGGCUUUUUCAACGCCGAGCCUGCCAUCAGCUUCAAGCACGCCAUCCAGAACUUUGUCGUGAACAUUGCCGGCAUUGACCCGCAGCGCGUUCUCGACACGCAUCGGGCAAGCCACGACCUCAUGAAGGGGAAACUGGCGCCAAACAUGCUGGGUCCGUUUGUUCCGACGCUUUCUGCCAACUUUGCAUCCGAAAUUGAGUACUUUCGCAACCGAGUCUUCCAGUUCCUGGACACCAAAAAGUCUGCAGACGGCUCCCCAGCAGUGGCCCCCUUCCAUGCACGAAUGAUUUCCUCGCCAGAUUCUUCAGGCUCCCCGACGACGACCGUCGAAGUGGAUCUACUGUUCUUUGUCCGCCAUGUCAUGUUCCGCGCGGCCGUUCCUUGCCUCUUUGGGCGCGAAGCUGCCGACGGCGAAAAGCUUGCCACCCUGUUUACCAACUUUUACAUUUUCGACAAGGACUUUGAGUAUGGCACUCAACUCCCAGGCGUGCUGCUCCCUGCAUUCGCCAAAGCCAGAAAGUGGAUUAUGGAGAACAUCUUCCGCCCCACGGUCGCACGAGUCCGGCAACGCGACCCCGAGAAUCCCGACCCGAAAGCUGUCAACCAGGCUCUCUUCCACUCGCUUUCGCAUCUGUUCCACGCGAGUGAUGCGCCUGGUUACGGCAUGCUCCUGCUCUGGGCAUCCCAAGCCAACAGCAUUCCCGGAAGCUUCUGGGUGCUUGUCUUCCUCCUCUCUCAUCGGCAGCUGUACGACCAAGCGCGCGCAGAAGUGCUCGCCGCGACGAAAGGCGCUGCAUCCAUCACCUCCGAGAUGGUUGCUCAGAUGCCGUUUUUGCGCCGCUGUAUUUUGGAAACCAUCCGGCUUCGCGCUCCUGGCAUGAUCACCCGUCGCACAACCGAGGAAGUGCGCAUUGGCGAGUACACUAUCCCUGCUGGAGACUUUUUGGUGUUGUCCCCCUUCUGGGCGCAUCGCCGAGGCGCCAACUUCCAGUCUCCCCAUGAGUUUUUCCCAGACCGCUGGCUUGCUGCAGAUGUGGACAAGAACAAGCUGCUGGAUGGAUUCAUUGGCUUUGGUGGUGGCCGUUACCAAUGCCCUGGUCGCUGGUUUGCGCUGACCGAGAUGGCGCUGUUCCUCGCUCACAUGUUGCAAUCGACGCGCUUGGAGCUUGCCAGCCCAGCGCCCGAGCCCAGCCCGCUGCAUCUCGUGGGCGUGCAAGAACCACGCACGCAGUGCCUUGUGAAUGUUCAGUUUGCGUGAAAGGGUUGUGGAUGUGAUGUAAGCAUGAAGAAUUCUUUUGUUGUUCAUGACAAAAUUCGACAACAAAAAACGCGACCAGCGCUUAAC
Capsaspora owczarzaki ATCC 30864 is the source of this 2004-nucleotide messenger RNA. RefSeq lists its product as hypothetical. The transcript has 4 exons. NCBI's taxonomy places the organism in Eukaryota, Filasterea, Ministeriida, Capsasporidae. The record is from RefSeq and is a predicted model, not a curated record. The coding region runs from base 34 to 1917 and encodes 627 amino acids. Gene Ontology annotation, molecular function: oxidoreductase activity, acting on paired donors, with incorporation or reduction of molecular oxygen; steroid hydroxylase activity; heme binding.